AUGCCAUUUCGAAACGAUCGGAGGUAUAUGGUGGCUGACUCAAAGGUAUGUAAGAGUCCUGUAGUUGACGUCCUUGAAAACCAAAAUACAGACCAAUACUAUGUCAGAGACAAUCGUUAUAGGACUGAACAUAAAUGUAUGAACUUAUCACUGUCUUCAUGCUCAUCGUCUCCAACGUCACAUAACGGGAAUAAUAAUGGUAUUUUCAUUACAACAGACUCUCCAUCAAACGACAUGACUUUAUCGUUAAGUCUUAAAUCUUCUCCUGCAAACCCUCAUACCUCUGAUAUAAAUUCUAUUUCAAAUUCAUAUAAUAUCAGUGGCUUUAACAAUAAAAAUGCCCUGGAAUCUGUCAACGAUUUAAUCUCUUUAUCGAUACAAACUAAUACUAUUGUGUCCACGAAGGGUUCAGGAGAAAAUGAAAACAACAUAAAAUCAAGAAAUCAAUCCAUUUCUGAGUCUAUGACAUCAUCAUCCUCUUUCUUGGAUAACGUAUUCAAUGCCUUCCAAUUGAAACCUAAACAGCAACAGCAACAACGGCUUUCAAAAAUCAAUACCUCUUCUGACGUUUCAUUAAGUUCCCCAAUACAUACCAUAUCAUCCAAAAAGCACUUAACUCCUAUGCCAAACUACUAUAUGGCGUCAUCGGGGAGGAAUCAAAAAUUCCAUAAAUUAUUUAAUAUUAAUCAUUCAAAAAAUGACAAUUUAAUUGAUGAUUUUAAUUGUACCCUCGUUGAUGAUUCAAUUCCAGGUAAAUUAUACGUUUCCGAAAGCUACAUACGGUUUUAUCCUACAAAUAUGACAUCAGCUAAUAAUAAUACCGAUAAGAAUAAUAACAAUAAUGUAAAUAUUAUUAUUGAAUAUCAUUUCAAGGAUAUUAAAAACAUUGAAAAAACAGAAGAAGAAGGUAUAGCCAUUCACAUUACGACUGAAGAUGGUAAUGACAAAGAAUUAUUGUUUUGUAAUUUUGUUUCAUUAUAUCCCAUACUCGUAUUAUUAUUAAAUUUAUGGUCACAAAUAAACAAGUUAAAUGACGACAUUCAAAAAAUUGCUUCAAAUAAAUUAAUUAGAAUGAACGAAUUGGAUCAUAUCAUACCUUCACCUGAUUACAUGAUGAUGAUCCGUCCACUUUCAAGAAAUGGUAUUAUGAAGAAUAAACAAUAUAUGACGAAUGAACCAAUUUCAUUCAUCGAAGAGGCAAUAAAUUCAAUAGACGGAGAUGAGCAACGACUGGAUGGGAAUCUUGUUGAUGACAAUGAGGAAGGUUCUAAUUCAAGCCAAAGUAUAGGAUCAUUUGAUAGUAGUAUAAGAACUAAUUCUGAGAUUAUAUCAACGAAGAAACCGAUUUUCAAAUUUAAGGAACAAACAAUGAAAAGUUGUAAUUUCAAAUAUAAUGGACCAUAUUAUCAUCAUGAAACUGAAUUUCCCUAUCAUCCUGAAGAUCAUAAUGAAUAUAUACUUACUGAAUUAAUAUUGAAUGGUUCACCAGGUUUAAUUUUUGAAAUUCUUUUUAGUGAACAUAAUCCUGAAUUUUUACUAGAAUUUCUUGAAAGUCAAGAUUCACAUAAUAUUAGUGACAUUAAUGAAUUUCAUAACUCCAAUACAACUAAUUAUCCAUUUAGAAAUUAUUCUUAUAUUAAGAAUUUAAAAUUUUCUGUUGGACCUAAAUCAACAAAUUGUAAUGUGGAGGAAACUUUAAUUUAUUAUGACUUAUAUGAUUAUAUUAAUAUUGUUAACACAACAAAGACACCAAAUGUUCCGAGUGGGGGAAGUUUUUCAACGAAGACAAGAUAUAUGCUUAGAUGGAAUGAUGAAACUCAUUGUUUCUUAAAGAUUUCAUAUUGGGUGGAAUGGUCUGGUUCAAGUUGGAUCAAAUCAUUAGUUGAAUCAAGUUGUAAAACUGGGUUAAUAUCAUCCACGAAAGAUUUGGUUAAUCAAUUACAACGAUACUUGGAUAAAUAUGUGGAAGAAAGUAAUGAUGAAUCAAGUAUGGUUAAUAAUAAUGAGUUAUUGAACAAAAUGAUUACUGAAGAGCACACAAUAGUCAAUGAAAAUAUCAUCAUCGAGAAUAACAAUACAAGACCAAAAGAAAUAAAAGCAGACAACGUUGUUAGAGAAGAGAAGAUCGGUAAUAUGCCAGAAAUGGUUUCAAUAAAAAUGUCCAAGAAAUUACUGAUAUUGGUAAUGAUAUUAGUUAUAUUCUUGAUAUGUUUAAAUAUUUAUUAUAUUUUCUCAUUGAAGAGAUCUAUGAAUAGAAUUGAAGCAUUGCUUUCACGUACGCCAACAACAACGAAUCGAUUGAGCGAUUUUCCAGCAAAGUUUUUUCACAAUUAA
Molecule: messenger RNA, 2334 nt
Organism: Naumovozyma dairenensis CBS 421
Lineage: Eukaryota; Fungi; Ascomycota; Saccharomycetes; Saccharomycetales; Saccharomycetaceae
Gene: LAM6
Product: Lam6p
Exons: 1
Coding region: 1-2334 (777 amino acids)
Biological process (GO): intracellular sterol transport
Cellular component (GO): plasma membrane; cortical endoplasmic reticulum; endoplasmic reticulum membrane
Molecular function (GO): sterol transfer activity; sterol binding
Source: RefSeq, a predicted model, not a curated record